Camellia sinensis is the source of this 1034-nucleotide messenger RNA. NCBI's taxonomy places the organism in Eukaryota, Viridiplantae, Streptophyta, Magnoliopsida, Ericales, Theaceae. The record is from RefSeq and is a predicted model, not a curated record.
GGUGUGGAUUUGUUAAAUAUUUUCAUAGAGAAAUGGCGAUGGCAGCUAUUAAUGCGCUUAAUGGAAUAUAUACAAUGAAAGGGUGUGAUCAACCAUUAAUUGUUCGGUUUGCUGAUCCUAAGAGGCCUAGAGCUGGAGACCCAAGGGCUAGUCCUGCAUUUGGGGGUCCAGGUUUUGGUCCACGGUUCCCACCACCAGAAGAUCGACCAACACCAAAUCUUGGUGAGCCUAUGCAUGGUCACAAACCAUCCGAUUCUUGGCAUUUCAUGAGUCCUCUAAAUAUGGGGCCAUUUUCAAACCCUGGUGUACAAGGUUUUGGGAGCCAGUUUCUUCCUCGGUCUGGGGAUAUGGCAAUGCCUUCUACUCUGGGUGGUCCUCUUGGCGUACAUGAUGGCUCUGCAGAUGUUGUGCUUUCUGGACGUGCAGUUUCAUCUUCUACAUCACAGCAGAGCUUUGACCAGUCUUUGCCACAAGUUCCCUCAAUUGGGCAGCAGCAAAUAUCACAAUUGCAAAGGCCACUUCAAUCACCACAAGAGUUACAAUCUUACAUGCAAACACAGAUGCCACUCCAGCAACAUGGUCAACUACAAAUUCCUCAGUCUGCGGGUCAAACCCCCUUCAGUCAUGCAUUGCUUGGUUUGGGUGGACAGUUAUUUGUUUCUCAGCCUCAGGUCCAGCAGAAUGCCUCAUCUGCACAACAAACCCCAAUGAAUACUAACUUACAUCCACAUCAUCCAUCUGCCGCAGCAAAUGAACAGCAGCUUCCACUCCAACAAUCAGCUUCUCAGUUUGCUCAGAUGCUGUCACAACAGAAGCAAACACUACAGGCAAGCUUUCAUUCAUCUCAGCAGGCUUUCUCUGAGCUUCAACAACAAUUUCAGUUGAUUCAACCUUCAAAUCAAAAUCUGAUGUCACAUCAGUUUUCUCAGGCUACCAAACAGCAGGUAGGUGUGGUUCUGGUUUUAUACUUCCUCAACGCGGAGGCAACAUUACUCCAGUGUAAUAAUGGCUUGUGCUAGGUUCAAUUUGUGUUU